AUGGCGAAUAAAACAACAUCUUUAUACUUAGGAAAUGUUGAAAUAUUCGAUUCCGAAGAACAAGCAAUUGAUGAAAUUUAUGAUGCCAUUGGAUAUAAGCCAAUAAACAUACGUUUUAUGAGAGAUCCAGCAUCCGGAAAUCAACUUAACUAUGGCUUUAUUAAAUUUAAGAAUGCAUCAGAAGCAACAGAGGCCAUGAGACUCUUGAAAGGCUCAUUGAUGAGGAGAAGGCCAGGAGUUCGUUGGAAUGUAAAUUGGGGAACAGAUAAAAACGAAUCCACAGAUGCAGACAGUCUCGUUAAAGCCGAAGGAUAUUCCGUAUACGUCGGAAAUAUUCCAAAUACCAUUGAUGAUAACGCGUUGCUUGACUUUUUCAGAAAUUACAUUCCCUCAGCGAUCAAUGCACGUAUUGUUUAUGCCAAUGGAGUUCAUAAAGGCUUUGGCUUUGUUAAAUUCUCAACUUACCAAGAAUGCUUAAGCGCAAUUGAAAAGUUAAAUAAUGUUAACGCCUGGGGACGCCCACUCAGAAUUUUCGAAGCAGAAAAUAAUAGAAUUCUUGGUGUCAACCAAGAAAAUAACACAACUCUUUACAUUUCCCAACUUGAUCCAAAUAUUAUCAAUGAAGAGAUUCUUACAUCUACUUUCGGCCGCUACGGUAAUGUAGUUUCCAUCAAGAUCGAUCCAGUUAAGUUCAGCUGGGCUUUAUUGAAGAUGGAAACCCAUUCCAUGGCAGAAUCAGCCAUGAACGCACUCCAAGGAGCCAAAUUCGGCGGCACAUCAAAAUGCGCUAUUAACUGGGGCCGUGAUGUCGAUGAUUCUUCUGUAAGUGACAAAUCUUCCAGAAUUUCGAUUCCUUCAAUGAAACCGACCAAACAAAACAGGAGAAAUUACGUAGAAUUCUACACAAAGGAAAAUAUCCACAAGAUUAUUAACAUAAUUCAGUCGAUUUCGGAAAGUCAAAGAGAGCUUCCUUUACCAAACACAGAUCCUCAAGUUGCGAACCGUGCUUACGCCAGACAAUCUAUUCCUGCAUCAACUCUCUUUGAUACCAAAGAAUUUCACGAUUAUAUUCCAAAUGAUCAGAACAUUUGGUAUUUUUAA
Trichomonas vaginalis G3 is the source of this 1101-nucleotide messenger RNA. Its product is annotated as RNA binding. Gene Ontology annotation, cellular component: cytosol. Bases 1 to 1101 code for a protein of 366 amino acids. Gene Ontology annotation, molecular function: mRNA binding. NCBI's taxonomy places the organism in Eukaryota, Parabasalia, Trichomonadida, Trichomonadidae. The record is from RefSeq and is a predicted model, not a curated record. The transcript has a single exon.